CAUUUUUCUUGGGAGAGACGGCGUCGGACUAUAUAUCAUUUGCCUAUCAUCCUCAUCCACCAUUUCUCUGUGAACAACUUACGAAGACAAGUUUACUACCACCACCACCCAACUUAAGCGUGCGCUAUACCGCCUUGCGAAGUUCGACCAUAUCGUCUAUUCGGAGUCAAUUAAGACCAUCAAUAUGUGGAUUGUUCAGUGGUUUUACGAUGUCCUUUCAUCGCUUGGUUUGAUGAACAAGCAUGCGAAGCUAUUGUUCCUAGGCCUCGAUAACGCUGGAAAGACGACUCUACUACACAUGUUAAAGAAUGACCGAGUUGCCAUCCUACAGCCCACUCUACAUCCUACAUCGGAGGAGCUCGCUAUUGGCAAUGUUCGAUUCACUACUUUUGACUUGGGUGGUCACCAGCAGGCUCGUCGACUAUGGAAGGAUUACUUCCCGGAAGUAAACGGAAUCGUUUUCCUCGUCGAUGCCAAAGACCACGACCGUCUGUCCGAGUCGAAAGCCGAACUCGACGCCCUUUUGUCGAUGGAGGAGCUUGCUAAGGUACCUUUUGUUAUCCUCGGAAACAAGAUUGACCACCCCGACGCCGUAUCCGAGGACCAGCUCCGUCACGAAUUAGGUCUAUACCAGACAACUGGCAAGGGCAAGGUUCCAUUGGAGGGAAUUCGACCCAUUGAGGUCUUUAUGUGCUCCGUAGUUAUGAGACAAGGAUACGGUGAGGGUAUAAGAUGGCUCUCCCAAUACGUCUAGAAAAAUAAUUGAGGGGAAGAGAAGGCGUCGUCGCAAUACACAGAAUGGGCAUGAGCAUGCAAAACGAAACGAUGCGAUGGCCGUCUGGGAAACAACGGAGUUCUUUAACAGCUUACUAUAACCAUACCGAGAUUUCGAUGUUUUCCGGGAUAGUUCUUUGGAGUCAAUGGCUAGAGGCAUUUGCCAAAUCGCAAUAAUGAAUUGAGAGCAUUGUUACUUCU
Messenger RNA from Hypoxylon trugodes, 975 nucleotides. RefSeq names its product GTP-binding protein-like protein. Gene Ontology annotation, molecular function: GTP binding; GTPase activity. Gene Ontology annotation, biological process: vesicle organization; membrane organization; intracellular protein transport. Gene Ontology annotation, cellular component: endoplasmic reticulum exit site; COPII vesicle coat. Bases 185 to 754 code for a protein of 189 amino acids. The record is from RefSeq and is a predicted model, not a curated record. Lineage: Eukaryota; Fungi; Ascomycota; Sordariomycetes; Xylariales; Hypoxylaceae. The transcript is spliced from 6 exons.